Molecule: messenger RNA, 2756 nt
Organism: Cricetulus griseus (Chinese hamster)
Lineage: Eukaryota; Metazoa; Chordata; Mammalia; Rodentia; Cricetidae
Source: RefSeq, a predicted model, not a curated record
AUGGCUCAGCGGGUAAAGGUGCUUGCUGCCAACCCUGACGACCUGAGUGCCACCCCAAGGCCCCACAAGAGGGAAGAUGCUGAGAAGCUGAGGGAGCUGCAGGAGAAUGGAGUGGCCCAAUAUGCCUGGGAGAUACCAAGAAACCAGGGCGUCAGGACUGGAGACGGCUCCCUGGGAAAGAGUAUUCACCGGCUGCUCUUCCACGGGACCCAGUUUGUCUUGCUCUGGACAGUGCGUGGCUGGGCCACCUGUCGGUUGCGACGGCGUCAAGAUGAUGCUGCGGCGAUGGGAGAGGACCAGGUCCUGGAUGCCGGGCGCCGGGAUGCUGUGCUCUCCGAUGCUCCGUGCCUGCAUCUCACACCCGGGACCUCCACUCGGUGGACCACCCCGCCGCCGCGACGCCGCUCGGGCCGAGCGUGCCCGGGAAGCCACCGGAGGUUUCUCUCUCUCCUGCAGGUUUUCUCAAACAAUGAUGACGGCCUUAUUAACAAAAAGUUACCCAAGGAGCUCCUCUUAAGAAUAUUCUCCUUCUUGGAUAUCGUAACUCUUUGCCGGUGUGCACAAAUUUCCAAGGCAUGGAACAUCUUAGCCCUGGAUGGAAGCAACUGGCAAAGAAUAGAUCUUUUUAACUUUCAAACAGAUGUAGAGGGCCAAGUGGUGGAAAACAUCUCCAAGAGGUGCGGUGGCUUCCUUAGAAAACUCAGCUUGCGUGGCUGCAUCGGCGUCGGGGACUCCUCCUUGAAGACCUUUGCACAGAACUGCCGAAACAUUGAACACUUAAACCUCAAUGGCUGCACAAAAAUCACUGACAGCACGUGUUACAGCCUCGGCAGAUUCUGCUCCAAGCUGAAACACCUGGAUCUCACGUCCUGCGUGUCUGUUACCAACAGCUCCUUAAAGGGCAUCAGCGAUGGCUGCCGGAACCUGGAGUAUCUGAACCUCUCCUGGUGCGACCAGAUCACAAAGGACGGCAUCGAGGCGCUGGUGCGGGGGUGCCGCGGCCUGAAAGCGCUGCUCCUGAGGGGUUGCACACAGCUGGAGGACGAAGCUUUGAGACACAUUCAGUGUCCCACUGCACCUGUGCACAGCCCCAUUGUCUGGCCACACCUGCCCAAAGUGGAUGGCAGAUGGCCACAUCACCCUGCCCCGACUCCUCUUCCUGUCUUCCUUGGAGCUGAGAGUCUAAGGCUCAUUUUCCUGGCCCCACGUCAGUGCUGGGCCCGACUCCUGUCUUCUUCUCCCCAGCGCAUCACUGAUGAUGGCGUGGUGCAGAUCUGCAGGGGCUGCCACCGGCUGCAGGCUUUGUGCCUCUCGGGUUGUAGCAAUCUCACAGAUGCGUCUCUCACGGCCCUGGGCCUGAACUGCCCCAGACUACAAAUUUUGGAGGCUGCCCGAUGCUCCCAUUUGACGGAUGCAGGCUUUACACUCUUAGCUCGGAAUUGCCAUGACUUGGAGAAGAUGGAUCUUGAAGAGUGUGUCCUGAUCACUGACAGCACCCUCAUCCAGCUAUCCAUCCACUGUCCCAAGCUGCAAGCCCUGAGUUUGUCCCACUGUGAGCUCAUUACAGAUGAAGGGAUUCUGCACUUGAGCAGCAGCACGUGUGGGCAUGAGAGACUGCGGGUACUGGAGCUGGACAACUGCCUCCUUGUCACGGAUGCUGCCCUGGAGCACUUGGAGAACUGCCGUGGCUUAGAGCGUCUGGAGCUGUACGACUGCCAGCAGGUCACCCGCGCAGGCAUCAAGCGCAUGCGGGCUCAGCUUCCUCAUGUCAAGGUCCAUGCCUACUUUGCUCCGGUCACCCCUCCACCAGCAGUGGCAGGAAGUGGACACCGACUGUGCAGGUGCUGUGUCAUACUUUGACAGCAGCUGCUUAGGCCAAGGCCCAUCCUCCAGGUCAGACCAGUCUGCGUCACCAUCACCCAAUCUCGACUCUGCAUUGGGAAAGCAUUACAGGUAAAAGACUUCAGCACAGAUGGCAGUAACUGGUGAUACCAUUCACCUUAACCUGGCUUGGGAUGCAAGCAAAUCAAAGCCUGUGUAGUUACCAUGCGGCAGGAGUGGUACGGUGCAGCCAAGACUACACAAGUAACGCAGAGCCCUUCAGAGGUGGGUACCUACCUAGGAACACGAGCCCCGCCCGGCUUUGUCAGCGUUCUACACAGACCUUCAGUGUUAGCACAACCCAAGCAGAGCAAAGAGCCUGUGGUUUUUCUACCAAUCCUUAAGCCAGUGGCCUACUUUAAUUCAUGAUUCCUACUGAUUUGCAGGACUUUUCACUUGGAAGACUAGAAGCACCGUUGUCAAUGCGAAUAUACUGCAAACUGAGAAUGGCUGGUGGUUCCCACGUAGAAACCCGUGGGAAAAGGCAUGUUAGCUUAUUUCCGUUAAGACACCAAAGAAGUGAGGACUCUGAGCUGGGUGGGGCAGGGUCUUCACCUUUCUGUUUAUGUCAAUGUGUCAUACCCAACUCUAGGGACCAAAAACUAAACAAAAGCAGCCUAUUUUGCAUUGCCCCAUUGGGAAUAAGCUCUGCCAUAUGCUACAGCAUACAGUGCAUUUUUGCUAAAGGAAAAAAGCCAAUUAUGUCCACACUUUUCAAAAAAUUUGGGGAACCUUGAAGAAAUCCAGAAUUAUCUAUAAAUAAUCAAAUAAAAAUAAUGAACGGGUGCAUGUAGAAUGGAUGUAUUUUUUUUUUCAAAUUUACUCUGAAUUUUUAGAGAUCAUGACAGAACUACAUUAAAGCUUUACUCAUUUGA